Hydra vulgaris (swiftwater hydra) is the source of this 882-nucleotide messenger RNA. The record is from RefSeq and is a predicted model, not a curated record. NCBI's taxonomy places the organism in Eukaryota, Metazoa, Cnidaria, Hydrozoa, Anthoathecata, Hydridae.
ACUAUUAUGAUUGGUGAACCACCUGGAUGUUCAGCAAAUAUAACAGGUGAUAAAAACGAAUCAGUUGGCAUCAAUGAUAAUUGUGACAGUAAAGAUGAGGUUAUUUGGAAAGUGGGACAAAAGUUUACAAGUAUUGAAUUGGUAGAGGCUUGUAAAACUAAUUAUGAGUUAAAACGACAUUGUCAACUUGUGAAGAGUAAAGUAAGAUCUUUAGAAGCUGCUAAAAAGAGAAUUCCUAAACGAAUUGCUUUAGCUAAUAUGGCAUUGCACUACCAAACUUUACAGUUUGUUUGCAAGUUUAGUGGAAAGUCGAGUCAGCCAGAAUUAGAAAGAAAGAGAAAAACUAAAUCCUUCCGUUGUGGUUGUCUAUUUGAAAUUGUGCUGGAACUUUCAGUUGACAAUCAGCACCUACAAGUGGUGCGUGUACAAGAAGAACACAAUCAUCUGGUUUCUCAGAAACUGUACGAACACUUGCCUAAACAAAGAACUUUAUCUCCAGAUAUGAUGAAAAACGUUAAAGAGGCGAUUUAGUUGAAAGCAAAUAGCAAACAUCUACAGCAAAAGAUUGAGUUAUUGUCUGGCAAAAAAUGCAUAUUAAAAGAUAUUGCUAACCUUCGUCAAUAUUCUAAAGUUUCAUUUUCUGAUAAUGAAAUAUAUGACAUUGCAGAAUUUCUCAAACAACGAAAAGGAUCUGGUUGAAGUUCUUGUUGAUUCUGAUAAAAAGUUCAAGGGGCUUUUUUUUCAGGACUCACAAAUGCAGAAGAUGUACGAAAGGUACCCAGAGAUACUUUUUGUAGAUGCUACGUACCAGCUACUGGGGUUACGCAUGCCUAUUUAUUUAAUGAUUGUAAUAGAUGGAAAUGGCCAAAAUGAGAUUGUGGC